AUGAAUUCGACUCCGGAGAGCGACAUUAAGCCGAGCAGGUUGCCUGCCGUCAGACAGAGGGGCCUUGCCAAUCCAAGUGCAUUGGGUUUUGGCAGUUUUGCAGCCACAUUAAUGGCUUUGUCCCUGUCUGCCAUGGGCUUCCGCGGAGUGUCAAACCAAUCCGUCUUUGUAGCAAACCUCUGUUUUCUCGCUGGACUUGGGCUCUUGAUCUCGGCGCAGUGGGAAAUGGUCAGGGGAAACACAUUCGAAUAUACAGUUUUGGCAGCUUUUGGGCUAUACUACGGCGGUUACGGAGUGUUGAUAUUACCUUCGAUGGGCAUUUUCGAGUCAUAUCAAGGCCAGACAGCUGAGUAUUACAAUGCGUUUGGGAUUUAUCAGCUUGUUUGGUGUGUACUAAAUCUCUUCUUUUUCAUUGCAUCUUUGCCAACCGGUGGCCCUAAUAUUAUUAUAUAUGGUGGAUUGGAGCUUUCAUAUAUUUUCAACUGCAUAGCGCACUUUGUAAGGGCAGAUGGUAAUGUUGCGACCAGUACCAGCCUUAUGAAAGCAGGGGGCGCAUUCGGAUUUAUUGCAUCUCUGGCUGGGUUUUAUAUGUUGGGUCAUGAGCUUUGUCAAGAUGUAUUACCCUUUCGCGUUCCGGUGUACAACACGAGUCGCCUUGCUGAGAGAAGAAAAUCGAGCGACUAGGGUAAUUGAAAGAUUCGAUAAGCGUAUUCUAUCUAGAAAUACACAAUCAUAAUAAGAGUAGUAAUAGUAAUAAUAGCAGAAGAGCUAGAUCUCACCGGACAUGAAU
This is a messenger RNA of Trichoderma harzianum CBS 226.95, 790 nucleotides long. RefSeq lists its product as hypothetical. Gene Ontology annotation, molecular function: acetate transmembrane transporter activity. Bases 1 to 684 code for a protein of 227 amino acids. Gene Ontology annotation, cellular component: plasma membrane. The transcript has 5 exons. Lineage: Eukaryota; Fungi; Ascomycota; Sordariomycetes; Hypocreales; Hypocreaceae. The record is from RefSeq and is a predicted model, not a curated record.